Cavenderia fasciculata is the source of this 1824-nucleotide messenger RNA. RefSeq lists its product as uncharacterized. NCBI's taxonomy places the organism in Eukaryota, Evosea, Eumycetozoa, Acytosteliales, Cavenderiaceae. The record is from RefSeq and is a predicted model, not a curated record. The transcript is spliced from 3 exons. The coding region runs from base 1 to 1824 and encodes 607 amino acids.
AUGUCUACUCCUACUAUUGACAAGAUAUCUAAUCUAUUACUACUACAUAUCAUAUCAAAGAUUGAUGAUAAUGUAGAUAUAAGGUUGAUACAGUUUAAAGGAAUAAGAGUUAUUGAUGAUAAAGGUAGAUGUAAAUCAAAACAGUUUCAAGCAACAGCUACUCAAUUCAAACUCUUGUCUUUUAAAGAUAUAUUGGAGAAUAGUAUAUCUGAUCAGCAGGUUAUACUGUCUGAUGAAGAAGUUGACAAACGCUAUCCAAAAUGGAUACAACAACGUAUCUCUGCUUCUGCUGCAACCAGAGUUGAUAAAAGUAACAUUACAACUGCUUUGGUGAUGCACAAUACCUUGGGCCCAACGGUACUAAAUAUUGCAUGUCGUGACAUACCAUCUAUCGAGACACUUAUCAUCAAUGACCAUGACUACCAAAAUGACCGAAAUACAGUAGUCAUUGAUCUUGACUCUAUCUCCCAGUUACCAAAUCUUCAACGACUUGUAGUUUCUACAAAAUGGUUGAAUCGUCUAGGUCAUCACCCAUCACGCAAGACUUUAGAAUUAAAUGUCGAUACCCGACAAUACACUCCAAUUGAGUUGGGUCUCUCUAAAUUCUUAUCAUUGACAGAAUUAAAGUUCAAGAGUUAUUGUGUGUCGAGUAUCGGUGGUGGUGGUGGUGGUAGACCGGAUCCAGUCUUCCCGAGCAGUCUGACUAGUCUAACUCUCAGACCAACGGAAAUACCUGCACACUACUAUGAAGAAGAAGAUCUCCGUACCACUAUAAGUGUACCCCCUUCACUCAAGAUUCUUACCAUUUGGUCUCACUAUGUACACAUCCCACACGAAUGUACCAUGCCACUAUUGGAGAAUUUAAAUGUGACAGCAAGUUUAUUGACCGAUGGAAAUAUCAGUCUAUUAUCAUCCAAAUCAAUCAAGAAACUCUAUUUAAAAGGAUGUUAUAAAACAAUUCCACCCAAUAUCAUCCCACCCUCUGUACAGAGGGUUACAUUUGAUACCAUCACUAUCGAGGAUAAAUCACUUGAUAAUGUUAUAUUCCCACCAUGUCUCACUCAUCUGUCGAUCAUAGGUGAAUACUAUCACCCUGUCUGGAACCUCCCUCCAUCACUCGUUAAACUAAAGCAAAGGGUUGACAAGGUUCCAUCUACACUUCCUCAACAUUUGGAGAAACUUGCUUGGGGAGUGUUUGAAACCGGUAAAAGUAGCCAAACAGAUUUGCAAUUUCCAUCGUCCUAUCCACCUCAUCUUGAAAUGCUUGACUUUUAUAAUGUCGAUGGACCCUUCACAUUAGACAACAUACCACCAAUCAUCAAACAUUUAAAAGUACAAAUGACCCGUGACAGAGGCCAGUGGCCAUAUCCUAAACUGUUCUCAAUCGGCUCAAUGAUGAGCAAGAGAAUCAUCUCACAAUCACCAUCAGAAUUGUGGCUACCACAAAAUACAACUCAUCUAACAUGUAACUUCAAAUACUUUUCUGAAAAUGCAGUGUUUAGAUUGGACCAAGUGAUCAACCAUACCAAUGUUAGAUCUCUAUCUAUCAUUAUUCAAGAUAAUACUUAUUACUCUGAUGAUCACAUCUACACUUUUCAAUUCUCAAUUCAAAGAUUGGACACUAAAAAUAGAAAUGUAUUGGUAUUGGAAACACAAACACUUCAAGGUGGGAUCAUCACUCAAAAAUCAAAUAACAAUCAACAACAACAACAACAACAACAACAACUAUAUGAUCCCAUUUAUUUAUAUUUUGAUUUAAAAAUAGCUUCAUCUUCAUAUGAAUUGAAAUGGAGUUUUGAAGAUAGAAUCAAUGAUCCAAAAUAA